Molecule: messenger RNA, 243 nt
Organism: Lodderomyces oxycetoniae
Lineage: Eukaryota; Fungi; Ascomycota; Pichiomycetes; Serinales; Debaryomycetaceae
Exons: 1
Coding region: 1-243 (80 amino acids)
Biological process (GO): mitochondrial respiratory chain complex IV assembly
Cellular component (GO): mitochondrial intermembrane space
Source: RefSeq, a predicted model, not a curated record
AUGAGCGCAGAUAAGAGCACAGAUUUGAGUAAGAAUGAGUCUAUUGAAGACGAUGAGCCAGAUGAGUGGGAUAGAAGGAUAAUGGAUACGGGUUGCCAUCAGGAGAAUUUGAAUUUGCAGUUGUGUCACGCAGAUACGGGCGACUGGAGAAAGUGUUUAAAGGAAAUGCAAGAGUUUAGAGAAUGUUGGGCUAGGAAUAGGAAUAACGAAAGGACCUCAACGGUGGAUAAUGUGCAGCAGUAG